AUGUCUCUUGAAGCUGCUAAAGAUAUCGUGUCGACUGGUUCCGAAAUCGCUACUGGAGCUGCGAUUAAAACCAAAGAAGCAGCACAAGAACUUUUAACACAACCUGGUCAAUAUUACCAACAAUCGCACCGUUUUAUUACCAAUAUAUGGAACAAAAGUUCAUUUCUUCGUCUUUAUAGCUAUAUUGCUGGAGCAUACGGAAUCAUUCCUGCGGUAAUUCUCGUUGGUUGGAUUAUUGUAACGUUGGUAAUCGUUGUAGGGAUAGCAGGAAUUGGUAUCGUGGUCGCGGAGGGAUUUUUCGCGUUUUUAGGAUCAUUGGUGUUCUUCCCUGUGGUGGGUACUUUAUUGUUUCUCGCUAGUGUUGGCGGUAUUGUGGUUGGAUUUGUGUAUGCUAGUUACAAAGCUAUCGAAUAUGCGUUGUCUGCGAUGGGGUUUCUUCCGAGAGACUUCUUACAUGGUGCACCCCCCGUUUCAAAGGAGCAAGAAGAAGCCUCAUAA
Molecule: messenger RNA, 498 nt
Organism: Ambispora leptoticha
Lineage: Eukaryota; Fungi; Glomeromycota; Glomeromycetes; Archaeosporales; Ambisporaceae
Source: the annotation of a GenBank genome assembly